Carlito syrichta (Philippine tarsier) is the source of this 1909-nucleotide messenger RNA. It is a transcript of the gene MPP1, whose product is annotated as membrane palmitoylated protein 1. The coding region runs from base 104 to 1453 and encodes 449 amino acids. Lineage: Eukaryota; Metazoa; Chordata; Mammalia; Primates; Tarsiidae. Gene Ontology annotation, cellular component: plasma membrane; cell-cell junction. The record is from RefSeq and is a predicted model, not a curated record. The transcript is spliced from 12 exons. Gene Ontology annotation, molecular function: signaling receptor binding.
CCAGCCGCACCGCGUCCCUGCCGUCUCCGCCGCCCCGCAGGCCACGGGCCCUCGCGUUCCCAGCGCCGUGGGUCCCUAGUCCCCGUGUCCCAGCUCCGGCGACAUGACGCUGAAGGCGAGCGAGGGCGAGGGCGGGGGCAGCAUGCGCACCGCGCUCUCCGACCUCUACCUGGAGCACUUGCUGCAGAAGCGCAACCGGCAGGAGGCCACAUCGCACCAGUUGAAUGCAGUGACUGAAGACAUGUACACCAACGGGUCUGCUGCCCCAGGUAGCCCUGCCCAGGCCAAGGGGCAGGAGGGGAUCACUCUGAAGCUGAAUGAAAAACAGUCCUGUACGGUGGCCAGAAUUCUUCAUGGCGGCAUGAUUCAUAGACAAGGCUCUCUUCACGUGGGGGAUGAGAUCCUAGAAAUCAACGGCACAAAUGUGACCAAUCAUUCAGUAGAUCAGCUGCAGAAGGCAAUGAAAGAAACCAAAGGAAUGAUCUCUUUGAAAGUAAUUCCCAACCAGCAAAGUCGUCUUCCUGCGCUACAGAUGUUCAUGAGAGCGCAGUUUGACUAUGACCCCAAAAAGGACAAUCUGAUCCCUUGCAAGGAGGCGGGGCUGAAAUUUGCAACUGGGGACAUUAUCCAGAUCAUCAACAAGGAUGACAGCAACUGGUGGCAAGGACGGGUGGAAGGCUCCUCCAAGGAGUCAGCAGGAUUGAUCCCGUCCCCCGAGCUGCAGGAGUGGCGAGUGGCAAGUGUGGCUCAGUCGGCUCCCAGCGAAGCCCCAAGCUGCAGUCCCUUUGGGAAGAAGAAGAAGUACAAAGACAAGUACCUGGCCAAGCACAGUUCGAUUUUUGACCAGUUGGAUGUUGUUUCCUACGAGGAAGUUGUCCGGCUCCCUGCGUUCAAGAGGAAGACGCUGGUGCUGAUUGGCGCCAGCGGGGUGGGUCGCAGCCACAUCAAGAACGCCCUGCUUAGCCAGAGCCCAGAGAAGUUUGUGUAUCCCGCCCCAUAUACAACACGGCCGCCGAGGAAGAGCGAGGAAGACGGGAAGGAGUACCACUUCAUCUCAACGGAGGAGAUGACCAGGAACAUCUCUGCCAACGAGUUCUUGGAGUUUGGCAGUUACCAGGGCAACAUGUUUGGCACCAAAUUUGAAACGGUGCACCAGAUUCACCAGCAGGACAAGGUUGCCAUCCUUGACAUCGAGCCCCAGACCCUGAAGAUUGUCCGGACAGCUGAACUUUCACCUUUCAUUGUGUUCAUUGCACCUACUGACCAGGGCACUCAGACGGAAGCCCUGCAGCAGCUGCAGAAGGACUCUGAGGCCAUCCGCAGCCAGUAUGCUCACUACUUUGACCUCUCACUGGUCAACAAUGGUGUCGAUGAAACCCUUAAGAAACUGCAAGAAGCCUUUGACCAGGCGUGCAGUUCUCCACAGUGGGUGCCCGUCUCCUGGGUCUACUAAGCCUGCAGACCAGGGACCCACUGCGUGCCCCUCUCCAGCACUUGAGACUCCGUUCCCCUCGCUUUGAGACAGGGCUGCUCCGAGUUUUGUGUCCGCUUCGCGCUCUCUGCAGCUACCCUAAGACAGCAGGAUUCAGUCUUCUUUCUCAGGCUCCAGAAGGGCUGGGAUUCAAUUUCUCUGACAGAUGGGGCCCCCACUGAUCUGGAUUUCAAAAGGAUCUCUGGAAACUGGGGCAAGAAGCACCACCAGAAUGUAACUGCUGCUCAGAGAGCAGUUCCGUCACAGCUUGCCCUCGUUCACCUUCAAUUACACCAGGCAUCUUAUUUGUCUUUUUACUUUGAAGAAAGCGUUUUUUAACUGCCACUUUCUAAAAUGCCAAAAUGAAACAUCUGUGCAAUAGAAUGUCUGCUCUAGGAAAACCCUCAAAAGCAAUAAAAAUGCCAUGUGAAAAUGCCA